GUCAGUCAGUCAGCCACUGAGCCCCACCACCGCCCCAUGGACGCCCCACGAGCGGCACGCCUCGCGGCGCGCCCACCCGGCCCGCCUCCCGUUAGCAGCCUCCUCCACCGCACCGCGGCGCGCGGGGUGGUGGUGGUGCCCUCGCGAUCCGCGUGCCAAUUCCAGCGGUGGUGGCCUGGUGGGUGUACCUUUCCCUCCCCUGGCCGCUGCUCGCGCCUCGCGGCCGCGCACCGGAACCAGAGCCCCGUCGCGAAUCUAGGGUUGCCUCCGCCCCGCCCCCGCCUUCCGAGGUCCCAAGCCGCCGGGACUGGGACGAGGGUAACAGGCGACGGAGGCUUCGACAGACGCCCCCUCGUCGAAUGCACCGGCGACCGAUCGAUUCAGGAGCACGCAGGAGUAGUUGAGGAGAAAGCUUCAAAAAUGUCAUCCACUGUGCCAAAGUCAUCAAAUAUCUUCUGGCAUGAUUGCGCAGUUGGCAAGGCUGAUCGUCAGAAGCUACUCAAGCAGAAAGGUUGUGUUGUCUGGAUUACAGGCCUUAGUGGUUCAGGUAAAAGUACCUUGGCAUGUACAUUAGGCCGAGAGCUCCAUACAAGAGGGAAGCUUGCAUACGUUCUUGAUGGUGAUAACUUAAGACAUGGACUAAACAAGGAUCUUGGCUUUAAAGCUGAAGAUCGUGCUGAAAAUAUAAGGAGAGUUGGUGAAGUGGCAAAGUUAUUUGCAGAUGCGGGCCUUGUAUGUAUUGCAAGUUUGAUAUCUCCGUAUAGGAGAGACCGUGAAGCUUGCCGUGCUUUGUUGUCUGAUGGUAGCUUUGUGGAAGUUUUCUUGAACAUGUCCUUGGAAUUGUGUGAAGCAAGGGAUUCAAAGGGUCUUUAUAAGCUUGCUCGUGCAGGAAAAAUAAAGGGUUUUACUGGAAUCGAUGACCCCUACGAAGCUCCCCUGAAUUGCGAGAUUGAGAUCAAGGAAGUGGACGGUGUAUGCCCCCCACUUUGUGACAUGGCGGGGCAGGUGGUUACUUACCUUGAGGAGAAAGGCUUCCUGCACGAGUAGCUGAAUCCGUGAAGCAAUCUUUGGGGAAGAUUUAUAUAAGGCUAGCACAGAAUAAGUCAAAGGCGCUGGCAGUGGUGUUCCCAUAGUUAUGUCUUAUGUAGAUUGAUUCCAAUGCCAUCUUAUUUUCUUUCGUUACUUCCCUCUGGCACAAGUUCUGUCAUUCUGUGCAAUGGCAUUCAGAUGAGCCUAGAUUGUUCCUAAUCUCUUUUGAUUACUUCCUCUGGCACUAGUUCUGUGCAAUGGCAUUCAGAUGAGCCUAUAUUGUUCCUAAUCUCUUUUGACUUGAGUAGUUUACGUGUAAUGCAAUGCUGAUAGCCACUUGGGUAGUA
Molecule: messenger RNA, 1376 nt
Organism: Setaria italica (foxtail millet)
Lineage: Eukaryota; Viridiplantae; Streptophyta; Magnoliopsida; Poales; Poaceae
Product: adenylyl-sulfate kinase 3
Exons: 7
Coding region: 37-1047 (336 amino acids)
Biological process (GO): sulfate assimilation
Molecular function (GO): ATP binding; adenylylsulfate kinase activity
Source: RefSeq, a predicted model, not a curated record